Molecule: messenger RNA, 3296 nt
Organism: Condylura cristata (star-nosed mole)
Lineage: Eukaryota; Metazoa; Chordata; Mammalia; Eulipotyphla; Talpidae
Gene: MAP1S
Product: microtubule-associated protein 1S
Exons: 7
Coding region: 1-3222 (1073 amino acids)
Biological process (GO): dendrite development; axonogenesis; microtubule cytoskeleton organization
Cellular component (GO): cytosol; neuronal cell body; microtubule associated complex
Molecular function (GO): actin binding; microtubule binding
Source: RefSeq, a predicted model, not a curated record
AUGGCGGCGGCAGCGGCGGUGGCUGUGGCUGCGGCGGCCAGCCCCAGCGCGACCCAGGCUCCCAGCUCGCUGCUGCUCGUGGUGGGCGGAGAGUGCGGGUGCCCGGGGCUGCUGGCCUACGUGCUGGAGGAGCUCGAGCGAGGCAUUCGGUCCUGGGACAUUGACCCUGGUGUCUGUAGCCUGGAUGAGCAGCUCAAGGUCUUCGUGUCCCGGCAUUCAGCCACCUUCUCCAGCAUUGUAAAAGGCCAACGGAGCCUGCACCACCGUGGAGACACCUUGGAGACCCUGGUCCUCUUGAACCCAUCAGACAAAUCCCUGUGUGACGAGCUCCGGAACCUCCUAUUGGACCCUGCCCCUCACAAACUGCUAGUACUCGCUGGGCCCUUCCUGGAGGACACUGGGGAGUUGCUGCUCCAGACAGGGGGCUUCUCGUCCCGACACUUUCUCCAGGUUCUGGGGGACAAAGAGAUCCAGGAUCUCCUGGCCUCAGCAUCACUGCCUGCAGAGCCGUCCAAGCUCACCAUCACCUGUCCAACCUUCGGGAACUGGACCCACCUGGCUCCUGAAGUACUGGGCCUGCAGGGGGUGCUGCAGCUGCGGCUAAACCCCCCAGGCCAGCUGCCAGCCUCUGAGGGCCUGCGUGAGUUCCUGGAGUAUGUGGCUGAGUCACUGGAGCGGCCAUCUCCCUUUGAGCUGCUUGAGCCUCCGGCUUCCGUGGGCUUCCUCAGGCUUGCUCGGCCCUGCUGCUACAUCUUCCCUGGGGGUCUUGGUGAUGCCGCCUUCUUUGCUGUCAACGGCUUCACUGUGCUGGUUAACGGGGGCUCGAACCCCAAGUCAAGCUUCUGGAAGCUGGUGCGGCACCUGGACCGGGUAGAUGCCGUGCUGGUGACCCACGCCGGCGCUGACAGCCUCCCUGGCCUCAACAGCCUCCUGCGGCGCAAACUGGCUGAGCGCGAGGAGGCAGCGGCUGACGGGGGCUCUGGGGAUGACCGUCUGCGCAGACUCAUCUCCCCAACCUUGGGGGUUGUGUUUCUCAACGCCCGUGUGGCAGCUUCACGCCUGGUGUGCGGUGAGGAUGAGGCCGAGCUGGCUCUGAGCCUCCUGACUCGCCUGGGCCUCACGCCCCUGCCCCUGAGCCGCGGGCCUGUGCCUGCAGAGCCUACCGUGCUCUUCCAGAAGAUGGGUGUGGGCCGGCUGGACAUGUACGUGCUGCACCCGCCCACGGCUGGGGCUGACCGCUCGCUGGCUUCUGUGUGUGCCCUCCUGGUGUGGCACCCUGCUGGCAUCACAGAGAAGGUGGUGCGUGUGUUAUUUCCUGGCUGCACACCACCCGCCCGCCUCUUGGAUGGCCUGGUGCGCUUGCAGCACUUGGGAUUCUUGAGGGAGCCUGUGGUGACACCCCAAGAUCUGGCAGGACCUCGACGUGCUGAGAGCAAGGAAAGUGUGGGCUCCAGGGACAGCUUGAGGAGAGAGAGCCGGACAAAGGCACCUGCCAGGCCUGUCCAGGAGCGCUCUGGGGUGGCCCGGAAGGAGCCACCACGGGCUGAGGCUCCCCGAAGGGCUGAGAAAGAAGCGAGGCCCUCCCGGGAGCUGAAGAAGGACCCCAAGCCUAGUGUCCCUCGGGCCCAGCCCCAAGCCCGUGAAGUGCGCCGGGCAGCCUCUUCUGUGGUCACUGUCAAGAAGGCAGGUGCCCAGGCAGCUGCUAAGCCUCGCAGAGCACCUGCUGCCACUGGCCUGGGUGGGCCACCAGCAGAGAAUGGACCCCACAACCCUCCGAGCCUCCAGUGCAGAGAGGCCAGCCCUCCCACAGAGACCCACGGUUGCCCUGCCCCCCAGCCGGUGGCCACACCUAGUCAAGAGAGCAGCCUGGAACUGGGGCUGAACCUUGCCAGGGAGAAUGCAGGCAGCUCACAGGAGAAGUGUCUGGAACUGCCAUUGAUCAAUAGCACCCCUCAGCCAUGUACCCCCUCGCCUGUGGAAGCCCACCAGGGCCCCGCUGAGAGCAGCGGGCGGAUGUCCCUGAGCCCCCUGCGGGGCGGGGAAGCUGGGCCAGACGCCUCACCCACAGUGACCACGCCCUCACUGCCUGCCGAGGUGGGCUCCCCUCACUCCACGGAGGUGGACGAGUCCCUGUCCGUUUCUUUUGAGCAGGUGCUGCCACCAGCUCCUGCCACUGCCAAUGAGACGGGGCUGAGCCUCCCGCUGCGGGGCCCCCGAGCUCGGCGCUCAGCUUCCCCACAUGACGUGGACCUGUGCCUGGUGUCGCCCUGUGAGUUUGAGCACCGCAAGGCUCUGGCCAUGGCCCCAGCGCCUUCAUCGCCUGGGAGCUCCAACGACAGUAGCGCCCGGUCCCAGGAGCGGGCAGGCGCCGCGGGGGCUGAGGAAACCCCGCCCACGUCUGUCAGCGAGUCCUUGCCCACCCUGUCGGACUCAGACCCGCUGCCUGCCGCCCCUGGCACUGUGGACUCAGAUGAGGACACAGAGGGCUUCGGGGUCCCUCGCCGUGACCCCCUACCCGAGCCCCUUAAGUUUCCCCCACCUCUGCCCACUCCACCGAGCAUCUGCAUGGUGGACCCUGAGAUGCUGCCCCCCAAACAGGCCCAGCCGGCAGAAGGCCUCAGCCGUACCCGAAAGUCCCUUGUGCGCCCCAACCCUGGGACCACAGCUCCCAAAGCCACUCCAGCGACCACUACCAAGACCAAGGGACUGGCAAGCGGGGACCGGAACAGUCGGCCCCUCGGUGCCCGGAGCGAGCCCAGUGACAAGGGAGGUCGGGCGCCCCUGUCCAGGAAGUCCUCGGCCCCCAAGACUGCUACUCGAGGCCCAGCGGGGGCAACCAGCAGCCGUCCAGGAGGCUCGGCAGCUCCACCUGGCUCUCCUGUCUACCUUGACCUGGCCUACCUGCCUAGUGGGAGCAGCACCCGCCUGCUGGAUGAAGAGUUCUUCCGGCGUGUGCGUGCCCUCUGCUACGUCAUCAGCGGCCAGGACCAGUGCAAAGAGGAGGGCAUGCGGUCUGUGUUGGAUGCACUGCUGGCGGGCAAGCAGCAGUGGGACCGCGACCUCCAGGUCACCCUGAUCCCUACCUUCGAUUCAGUGGCGAUGCAUGAAUGGUAUGAGGAGACACAUGCCCAGCACCAGGCUCUGGGCAUCACAGUACUGGGCAGCAACAGUACUGUUUCUAUGCAGGAUGAGGCCUUCCCUGCAUGCAAGGUGGAGUUCUAGCCCCUCCCCACCACCAGCACCUGCCACUGUUCUGAGAUUCUCCUGCAUCAGAAAUAAACCAGGUACUUCACUUG